GAGCCGGCAGCUGGAGGACAUCCUGAACACGUACUGUGUGGAUGCCAGCCAGGACGGUCCAGGAGAUGACGGUGGACAGAGUGAGCCUGCAGAGCCAGACGAAGCAGACAAGUGCCGGAGCGAAUCCCCCAGGAAUGGCGGGCAGGAACCAGGCUGCCCCGAGAUGAACGGAGAGAAGGAGGGCUCCAAGGGUCCGGAAGAGUUCCGAGUCAAUGACGAGUGUGGGGAGCGUGAUCAGAAACGGGCCCAGGAGAAGAAAAAAGCCAAGGGUCUCGGCAAGGAGAUCACGUUGCUGAUGCAGACGCUCAACACGCUGAGCACCCCGGAGGAGAAGCUGGCGGCCCUUUGCAAGAAAUACGCUGAGCUGCUGGAAGAGCACAGGAACUCCCAGAAGCAGAUGAAGACCCUUCAGAAGAAGCAGACGCAGCUGGUGCAGGAAAAGGACCAUCUGAGGAGUGAACAUAGCAAGGCCAUCCUGGCCCGCAGCAAGCUGGAGAGUUUGUGCCGCGAGCUCCAAAGACACAACCGCACCCUCAAGGAGGAAGGCGUCCAGCGUGCGCGAGAGGAGGAGGAGAAACGGAAGGAAGUGACAUCCCAUUUCCAGGUGACGCUGAACGACAUCCAGCUGCAGAUGGAGCAGCACAACGAGCGGAACGCCAAGCUGCGCCAAGAGAACAUGGAGCUGGCGGAGAGGCUGAAAAAGCUCAUUGAGCAGUACGAGCUGCGGGAAGAGCAUAUCGAUAAGGUGUUCAAACACAAGGACUUGCAGCAGCAGCUGGUAGAUGCCAAGCUCCAGCAGGCCCAGGAGAUGCUGACGGAGGCAGAGGAGAGACACCAGCGGGAGAAGGACUUUCUGCUGAAAGAGGCCGUGGAGUCGCAGAGAAUGUGUGAGCUGAUGAAGCAGCAGGAGACCCAUCUCAAACAGCAGCUUGCCCUCUACACGGAGAAGUUUGAGGAGUUUCAGAACACGCUUUCCAAGAGCAGCGAGGUGUUCACUACAUUCAAACAGGAGAUGGAGAAGAUGACAAAAAAGAUCAAGAAGCUGGAGAAGGAGACCACCGUGUACCGGUCUCGCUGGGAGAGCAGCAACAAGGCUCUGUUGGAGAUGGCUGAGGAGAAAACCCUUCGGGACAAGGAGCUGGAGGGGCUUCAGGUGAAAAUCCAGCGCCUGGAGAAGCUGUGCCGAGCCCUUCAGACCGAGCGUAAUGACCUGAACAAGAAGGUGCAGGACCUGUGCACCCAUACGCCUCAGCCCGACGCAGACGUGCUGGAACCCCUCAAGGACCCAUCUCGAGACAGCUCUGGUGAGCCGGCACCAGGGGGCGCUGUAGCACAGCAGUGCCCUGGGGAAGAUUGUCUUCGUUCCACGAAGCCCGUGCCCGGCACAGAACCUGCGGAGAACCCGGGAGAACUGAGCAUAGGAGCGCUGGGUUAGGUCGGGACAGAGGAAUGCUCUCACUGUGCUGAGUAAGCCCUUUAUCAGCAGGUAGGGGAAGGGAUGGUCACAUGUGAAUGGUUCAACAGCUCGGUCUAAUGUCCUUUCCUUGGUCCCAGGACUGGGGGCUUUGAGAUUUUUCCAGUUUAGGCUUUUGGAGAUUUUUUUAAUAUAUACAUACAUACAUAUAUAUAUAUAUAUGAUAUAUAAAAUGAUGUGCAGGGCAACAUACACUUUUAUAUAUGGAUAUAUAUAAACUAGAGUGAGCCACUCCCCUGCGUGUGCGUGGAUAUCUAAUUCACAGAUUUUUAACUGAUUGGCCCUUUUCCUGAACGACCUUGUUAAUGGUGGGCGGGGAUGUCCUUUUCGAAGCUAGGCAGCUCAGGGGAGCAGAUAGGAGGGACUGGUGACAGUUCACCCGCCGGCUCAUAGCAUCCAAACAACUGGAAAUGUCGCUAGCGCCGCCUGAGGCUGUGCAAUUUUUAACAUCACUUUAACGUAGAGGGUGGAACUGGGCACAAUUUGGAGUGUUCCCCAGCCUUGGAUGCUCCUUUGGGUGGCUGUAGACAGGAUGGGGGCACUGGGGUGUGCUAGCGUAUUUUUUUUCCUGGUUAGCAGCUUUCUCUUUCCCGUAGGAAGGGGAGGGAAGAGGCUGUUUUUUCUUUGUCAUUCAGUCCAUGUAUUGUAUAGGAACGAAAGGAAAUGGAGAAACAGCCCGGGUCUUGGACGCAUCAGAAAGCUCCCUCAGCGGGCAUCCCUCUGGGCCUUCGAUAUUCCCAGAACCUGCUGAUGUCUCAGUAGCCUUAUAAUUCACAGUUGCCUCGACGCUAGACGCACACGUGCACAAAUGUAUUAAAGAGUUAAUCCAAAGGUCUACUUCCGACUUGUUUUGCACAUGAACCCUGUGAGGGUGUGAGGAGGCCCUGCAGGUUACUGUCUAGAUUGCUUUCCCCGAGGAAGGGUCUCCGUGCUGCCCCAUGGCGGGUGUUUACAAAGCAGUGGGUCCAUAAAGACAAAACCUCAGCGUUCUCCGGGGCCCGUGAGGAACGUUCUCUGGGCCGAGCCCGAGAAGGGAGCCAUGUCCACAUGGAUAUUCUACUGGCUGGGAUGUGCUGCUGCUCCAGUGCUUUGGCAGGCUCCUUUUGACUUUGUCUUUCCAACACUUGAUUCACAAGCACCCUUCCCCAGUAACUCGACAGCCUACCUGUGUCCUGGCUGUCAGGCUGACAGCUGCUCUGCAGGGAAGGCUUGUGGAGAGAAAUGGGCGCGCACAGUCUCUCCUGUCAGCAGAGUGUGAGAGCAGCACGCGAUUCGUCCAUCCUGUCAGUUCCUCAAGAGGGGGAUGUGCUGCUUCAACAAAUCCUUAGGGGGGUGAAAUACCGUAGACUUCAGCUUGGGAGUCUUGCCUGAGCAAGGACUUCUGGGUUUGGCCCUCAGUUGACCAUUUCUCUAGACUCCCCCUGCUCUCACGUAAAUCUUCCCAUUUUGGGAAGGGCAGUCCUCUGCUGGUUUUGAAGCAGGCCUCACUAACACUUACAAUCACAAUACACUUUAUUUUCAGUACCCUCCUCCUUUGCUUAAAACCAAACCGGAUCAACUCAAGUACAUUUCAGUCACUCUCCAUUCUGUUAUCUGUCUUGGACUGGAUCCGUUUUUCUUCCCAUUGUUUCUCUUCUAAAACAGCAGGAUUGCCAGCAGAUCAUCUCUAGGCAGCUGCUCAGGGGUCUGGUAAACCAUCCUCAUGGCUGGUUUUGGGAUCAGCCAGCUACUGUACACUAGUCCUGCGUUCAGUGGUGUCGAAUCACUAUGGCUCUUCUGGUUAACGUAUUAGGUCCUGUCUCCACUAAAGACCUAACAAGCUGGAAUCUUUCUGGUCUUCACAGAGCAGGAGGUCUUAGCCUGCUGGUUAGCCUGGGUCUUGCCUUAAGUCAGUGGAAUAUACUCUAUGGAGCGUGGCUUUGGUUUUGUCUUUUGGCCCCCUUGCUUUAAAUAUCACUACUGUCAGCUCCAGGCAGUCCCUCUCUGCCUCGCAGUGCAAACUGGGACUGACUGAGCAAGAGAAUGUAUUUAUGACCUGAUGGGACCACGCCUCAUUGCUGGACGGUUAGUUAAGGUCAAGGACUGCAGCCUGACUUUCCUCUGCUCCCUCUGUUUAGAAAUCCACAAACUCUUUUUUGCAAUGGUACAGAUAACCUAUAUCUGUGGUCUGUUGUCUGUAUCGUCAUAUCCAAUAGAAAUGCACAUGAACUG
Molecule: messenger RNA, 3685 nt
Organism: Pelodiscus sinensis (Chinese soft-shelled turtle)
Lineage: Eukaryota; Metazoa; Chordata; Testudines; Trionychidae
Source: RefSeq, a predicted model, not a curated record